Pedinophyceae sp. YPF-701 is the source of this 645-nucleotide messenger RNA. NCBI's taxonomy places the organism in Eukaryota, Viridiplantae, Chlorophyta, Pedinophyceae. The record is from the annotation of a GenBank genome assembly.
AUGAUCUCGUCCCGGGUGGCUCUGAAGGCGCAGGCGGGCCGCAGGGAGACGCGGGCGGUCGCUGUGCGCGCCCGGCCGCAGGACGCCCCGCCGUCGUCGACCCUCGGGAGCGUCGUGGCGGGCGGCCUCGCCGCGCUGGCGGUGCUGGGCGCCUCGCCCGCGCUCGCGGACGGCACCGUCAAGCUGCCGCCCAUCUCCAACGACCCGGAGCGCUGCGCCAAGGGCUACAUCGGCAACACCCUCGGCAUGGCCAACGGUCUGAGCAACACGGCGCUGGACCUGCGGUUCUGCGACUACACGGGCGCGGACCUCAAGUCGAAGACGCUGUCCGCGGCGUUCAUGUCGAACGCGAAGUUUACGAACGCGGACAUGACGGAGGCCACGCUGACCAAGGCCUACGCGCUGGACGCCAACUUUGACGGCGCCAACCUGACCAACGCGGUGAUCGACCGCACGAACUUCACGGGCUCGUCGAUGAAGAACGUCAACUUCCAGAACGCCGUCAUCACGGGCACGACGUUCGACAAGGUCGACCUCACCGGCGCCUCGUUCGAGGAUGCCCUGAUCAGCGGGAACGACGCCAAGCGGCUCUGCACCAACCCCACGCUCAGCGCCGAGGCCAAGAUCGACGUCGGGUGCAGGUGA